UUUCCAUUACUUCAUCUUUUUGAUAGUCUCUAUUUAUAUUGUAGAUAUAUAAACCAACUCUCCAUGAUGAGUACUAGCAAAAAUGGGCUAGAAAAUGGCAAAUCAUUCCACAAGUUUUUUGAAUCAUGGCUCGUUAAACAAAAUCAAGAUUUGGAUCAGCUUGUACGUGCCUCAAAAGACGACGACAACAACAACAAGAACAACAAUGACAUGAUGUUGUCAUCUUUAAUUCAUAGUGUGGUGAAACAUUAUGAAGAAUAUUAUAGAGAGAAAUCACGAUACGCUAUUAGUGAUAUUUUAGGCAUGUUGCACCCCUCAUGGUUAAGUAAUCUUGAAGAUGCAUUUUUAUGGAUUGGUGGAUGGAGACCUAGUAUGGCUUUUCAUUUGUUAUACUCAAAAUCAGGUAUACAACUUGAAGCUAAUCUUCAUGAGUUAAUUAGAGGAUUUAACACAAAAGAUUUAGGAAAUUUAAGUGGUAAUCAACUUGUAUUAAUUGAUGAGUUACAACAUAAGACAAUAAGUGAAGAAAGAAAGCUAAGUGAAAAUUUAGCUAAAGUUCAAGAAACUUUAGCUGAUGCAUCAAUGGUUGAAUUAUCACAUGUUGUGAGUGAAUUAAUGAGGGAUGAUCAAUUAGUUGUUAAUGAUGAAGAGGAAAAAAUUAAGAAAAAUAUUAGUAAAAAAGAGGAAAGUUUAUUGGAUUUGUUGAAAAAAGCUGAUGAUUUAAGGUUAAGUACAAUUAAAGAGAUUUUGAGAAUUUUGACAUCAACACAAGGUGUUCAUUUCUUGAUUGCUGCUGCUGAACUUCAUUUGAGGAUUCAUGAAUGGGGUAAGAAGAAAGAUGCUGCUGUUUCUCAUCAUAAAUGGUCAUGUCAAACAAUAAACGACGAGCCAAAUUCUGAGGGGACGUCUGUCAGAAAUUAGUCAUUCAGAUCUAUUAGAAUGAUACAGAGAAGAUCAACGUGGUACUUAAUAGUUAUGAAUAUUCUUAAUUACUACUUAAGGAGCUAGCCAAAUGUUAUUAGUAUUAAUUACUAGGUAGAUUGUAAUAGGAUAAAGUUCUUUUAAGGGCUUUUUUUUUUGUUUCAUUUUUGUUUAUG
Solanum tuberosum (potato) is the source of this 1097-nucleotide messenger RNA. RefSeq names its product transcription factor TGA6-like. Bases 64 to 921 code for a protein of 285 amino acids. Gene Ontology annotation, biological process: DNA-templated transcription. NCBI's taxonomy places the organism in Eukaryota, Viridiplantae, Streptophyta, Magnoliopsida, Solanales, Solanaceae. The transcript has a single exon. The record is from RefSeq and is a predicted model, not a curated record. Gene Ontology annotation, molecular function: sequence-specific DNA binding.